Ambispora gerdemannii is the source of this 2013-nucleotide messenger RNA. Lineage: Eukaryota; Fungi; Glomeromycota; Glomeromycetes; Archaeosporales; Ambisporaceae. The record is from the annotation of a GenBank genome assembly.
AUGAGUUCAAAUAAUACAGUUUUGUACUUUACGCAAGAAUUGACUCGUUUAUUGAAAGCUGCUCAAGAAGAAUGGGGCGUAAGUGCAGAAAGUACAAAGGAAAAUAGAGCCAGUUCUGAGGCGAAAACCUUUCCACAGUCUUUAUCUGUACAUCCACUUGGUCCUGUAAACAUGUCUCAACUCGCAGCUGAAUUUUCCAAAAACAUAAGUAUGAUACGAGAAAUUUUAAAAAGAUUUCGUGAUUCUUUACAUAAUGCCGCAAGUUGUGGACCACAAGCAGAAUCGCAUAUACGUAAAUAUAUUCAUAAUUUAAGAGAGAAAGCACAAAUUACUGGGAUUCUUACAGACACACAAGAGAAUCUAACCAUUUGCAAAGGCAUGAUCUUGGAUGCAUGUACUGAUUACAUGGCCGAUUCUCAGCUUACUAUGAAACAGGUGGAAUUCGAUGAAAUCUCGCAACAGAUAUCAAAAGUGAGAGUUAAUUAUGGUUCCGAAACAGCUCAGGAUCCUAAUGUCGAUAAUCUAUUGACCGCCCAAUUACAAUCUAGGAAUAUCAAACUUUUUCGGAAAAAUUUUUCAGCAUUGCACAAACUUGAUGAAUUCUGCAAAAACUAUUCGGAAAAUGAUUUUUUUUUUGAACGGAUUAAAUCCCUGAGCACCGAUAUAUUUUCCAUAUAUGAAAGAGAACGGGUUAUAGUCCAAGAUGAUACUUCUAGAAUAUUGACACAUGGUCAUGGUCUUCCAUUGAAUAAUAUGGAUAAAAUUGGUCCUUCUAUUGCUUUUUGGGCUCCUCGUUAUGUUAUUUUGGAAACGAAUUGGGAGCUAACGGUAGUAAAGCAAAUUUUGAAUCAAGGACAAAUAAGUGUCAUGCACGAUUCUUUAAAAAGAUUUCAUCGCCUAUGGAUCACCAUGGAGGAAUCACAUGUUAUGAAUGAAUUUUUGCCUUCGAAUACUUCAUAUUUGUUGGUUGGUGACGAUAUAGAUGAGAAUCUCAAAUCGAGGUUUGACGUUAUCCCAGAUGCCACUUGUACAAAUAUUACUUCGCAUAUUACAUCAGAACCUUCGCCGCCAUUGAAAUUUAUAUGCCCCAAGAAGGAUGCUAUCGAAUCAGCAUAUGUUCAAUUUGUGGCGUGGCUUGAACCAGCAGUGUAUGUUUCUGAUAGUGUAGCGAGGACGAUUGGAAACCUUGCUUCUAUAAAAAGCAGAGGUCACAUUGUAAGCUCAAUGUUUGAUAGUAGUAAUAUGGUAGAGGCUAUUUCUUUAGAAAAACUCCUAAUUCAAGACGCUGUUCCGAAUCCUACAUUGGCCACACUUUCCAGUUCACUAAGUUUGGAAGCACGCUGGGAGAUGCAAAUUGAUGAGUCAUCACCUUUACAAAUUUAUAGUUUUGCAAGUCAAGAUCAGACUUAUGCACGAAAAAUUGACCGUAUUCCUUUUAUACACCCUGUUGACCUUUAUGAGGCAAUAAAGCUUUUACGGCAGCAACUUACCUUUAACACUAUAUUCCAAAGCAUCUUUAAUUCAACUAGUUAUCGACCAACGUCUCAUUUCGUGCAUUCUGAAGAAACAAUGUUCGGAGAAACCAUUCCAUCAUCUAUCAAUCUGAAAGUCAUGACCCAAGAACCACCCAAACAAAUGCUACUCACCCUCGAGCUUCCCAAACAAUCUUCACUAUCAUUACAAAUAGUGAUACUGACCGAGGACGGGCAACCAUAUGUGGUGACGUUGCAAGGCGAAAGUGCUGAAUACGACCGGAAAAUGACACAAGUAUUACAAAUGUGUCAAAAUGUACCGAUGCUUGUCAGAUGGAUAUGGAAGUCGAUGAUGAGUUCGGAUGUUGCUGCAGAUGACGGUAUAAGCAGUAUUGUUGUAAAGAUAAAUGAGGAUGACGGUGAACAUCAAAACGGAAAUGAGAGUGUGGCUCCGUUGGUGAUUCAAAUGCAAGAUGCUAAUAUAAUUGAGACUGGUGAUGUGCAACCAUUCACUUUGGAGGAAUUAAAAGAUUUAAGUUAG